UAUAUAAAGCUCUUUGAAUUACUAAAGGUGAUAUACAAACUGGCCUGGCCUUACAGUAGACCAUAAAAGACAAAGUUAAAUCGGCCAAUCUAAAAUUCUGGUUUUGAUUGGUGUGCUAUAUAUGUGUUAUAUUGUGUAAUAAGUGCGAUAUGAGUAACGGGUGUUUGAAGACAAUAAAGUUAAUUUUUUUUUACGUAGGCAUUAUUAUUUAGGCAAAUUUAUUUACCUUAACUGAGAAUUGUCUAUGACUCCAUCGCCGCUCAUACCUCGACCCUGAAGCUUUACGUUCAGCCUACAUGUUGAUCAAAUGUAAUUAACUUUUCACGCGCGCGGAUCUGUAAUGACGCAGCCAAGUGUCAGCGCGCAGGGGGGGAGGGUGUGUGUGUGUGUGUGACACGCGCCUUCAUAUUUCUCUGGCGUGAGAUAAAAACUCUCACAAGAGUAAGAAGUCAAGCGGACACAACCAAAACACAGACAAGUAAAUCCAGAGAAAGAGAGAGAGACAGAGGGAGAUGCGGACCUUCCAGAGCCAGAACCAGCCUGCGCAGCGCGGAGCCUCCAGCUGCCUGCCCAGCCUCAGCGGCAGCAGCAGCAGCAGCGCCGUGAGUCCCCUCAGCACGGCCAGCGUCACCCUCACAGCCCUGCUCAUCCUCACCAUCCCAGUCUGCAAAAGUGCUCCAGCAGAACUUCGGCAAGCUACAACAGAUCAACUACUCAGCCAGAUAGACGCUGUGUGCUCAUCCUACCUCUCUACAGACCUGAAGUUUUGGGCAUCUGAUAUCUUAGGAGAACUCUGUGUCUUGAUGCUGGUUCAGAAGUCAAGGGAGUUAAAAGUGCGAGAAAAUAGUAAAAGGUUUUUAUUUCAUUACUCUAGACAACAAGGUUCUGCCUUGUCAGAAGGAGCGCCCUCUCAGUUGCACCCUCUCCUGCGUCUAGUUUCUCAACUCAGAAGAGAGAGAGGACUCUCAAUGCGCGCUGAUCUCCAGGGACCUGGGGGAAUCCAAAGCAGAGGUUACUUCCUCUAUCGGCCACGAAAUGGAAGACGAUCCUUAGAAUAUGAGUAAAUUAAAGCUUAUGUACAGAGACAACACAGACCCUGAGACCCGAGCCGCUGCACCACGACUCAUCCAGACAUCAACCACAGCCCUCUGCCACUGCUGUCUGAAUGUAUACAAAUAAUACGAUUAAAAUAAGCUACUAUUCAGUUGUCAAGAUUUUAUUUUGUGUUAUAUGUGUGCCAUUUGCAUUAAAACUGCUACAAUGUGG
This is a messenger RNA of Sander lucioperca (pikeperch), 1266 nucleotides long. It is a transcript of the gene nmu, whose product is annotated as neuromedin U. Gene Ontology annotation, biological process: regulation of smooth muscle contraction. The transcript has 10 exons. The record is from RefSeq and is a predicted model, not a curated record. Gene Ontology annotation, molecular function: neuromedin U receptor binding. Lineage: Eukaryota; Metazoa; Chordata; Actinopteri; Perciformes; Percidae. Bases 513 to 1064 code for a protein of 183 amino acids.